Molecule: messenger RNA, 6722 nt
Organism: Nothobranchius furzeri (turquoise killifish)
Lineage: Eukaryota; Metazoa; Chordata; Actinopteri; Cyprinodontiformes; Nothobranchiidae
Product: zinc finger MYM-type protein 4
Molecular function (GO): zinc ion binding
Source: RefSeq, a predicted model, not a curated record
UUAACAAAUCUUUCUAAAUGAUCAUUCAGAUACUUUUAUUCUAACUUUAUUCAUCCAAAACAUGGUCAUAAAAACUAGUUACUGAUAGAUAUUGGGUGUGAAUCUGAAAAUCUGUUGGGGCUCUACCGAACCACCCCGGAGGUGGGCGUCUGGGAGCGCGGCGUCUGCAGCAUAAUUAAAACAUGGCCGACUCGGAGGAAUUUAGACUUAAACGGUUAAAGCAUGAGGAGCAGAUGUCCCGAAUGUUCGAUGAAGUGAUGGGGCUGGGAGAUUUUGCCGACUCCUCCAGGGGUUCUGUUGCCUCUUCCAAGAGUGGUGGUCAGACCGAAGCAAAGGGUCCGAGUGAGACUUUGGGACUAAAGGAAAACCAGCCAAGAGACGAAGACAGCAGCUGCAGCAGAAAAGAGGGAAAGAUGGAUGAAGGGACGGGCGAGAUGAACUUUCCUCGCCGUACCUCCAACAAACCCUCCUUGUUCAAUUUGGGAGGAGGUGUUGGAGGAAGUGGGGAGGCAGCAUUCGAUGAUGCGCUGGAUGGGCUUCCUUUGUAUGGACAAGAGGAGGAAGACGAAGACUGGCACUUUGCUCUGCCUUUGGACUCCAUGGAGGAUGGUGAUGCGAGGAAGACAAACUCAAACAUCAGCCAGUUUGGACCACAGAGCUCAUCAUCUCGAGGCGGUCCCUUUCCUCGCAAACCUGCAGAUGAAGAGGAGGAGCAGCAGGAAAGAGAAGGGAGUGGCGAGUCUGCCAACACCUCCCACUCCUCGCAGGACAACACGCCGGACAACAGCAGAGAUGUCCUGAAUCAGACGGAGGAGACUGAAGACAGCCAACAGGCCGAGACAGCAGAGGCCCGUCCAGCAGAGGACUGUAAUCCCCCGGCAUCCCCUGGUGUGAAAAUUAAAGAUGAGCCAAUUGAUGAAGGCUACAAUGCUGCUUUGCUUCCUCAGAGCUCCAUCAGGCAGAUUAAAGAAGAGCUGGAGCAACAGGAGGAGGAACUAAGGAUCAGUUCGGUUUAUUCCGUAGGAGGAGCAAACACCUUCACAUCUCCUGCCAUGCCGGCCGCCAUUCCCAUUCCCACUCCGACUCCCACGGCCAUUUUUAUCCCGGGCAGAGGAGCCGUCCUGCAGGCCAUGGCCCCCCUUCCCAUCAGGCCUCCAGCUGUGAUCCAACCUCCAGUCCCCUCCCUGACGGCCAUUCCUCCACGUCCUCCUCAGCCCCCCGCUCCUGGAAGCGUUCGCUGCAGCGGCUGCACCAAGGUGUUGCUAAAAGGCCAAACAGCAUUUCAACGGAAAGGUUCAACUCAGCUUUUCUGCUCCACAAGCUGUCUGACGGGUCACCUUCCUCCUGCCACCAAGUACCGGUCCUGCUUCCAGUGCAACAGGGAGAUCAUUCAGCCCAGAGACAUGGUCACCAUCCCAGGUGAAGAAAACACCUACCUGCAGUUUUGUGGCCAGUUCUGUUUGUCUGUGUUCAGACACAAAAGAGUGCAAGGUGAUAAGAUUAUUGACAAGCGAACGGGGAAGAAGCCUCAGAAGCCACCGGAAAAACCAGUGGAGCGUCUGCCGGAAAAACCCAUCUGUAGCGUCUGCAAGUCCACCAACAAGCAGAUUGAGCACGAGGUCAACCAUCAGGGAAGACUGCACAAACUCUGCAGCAACGCCUGUUUUCUCGCAUGGCGCAGGCUGCGCCAGCUGGCCAUGAACUGCUGUGAAGGCUGCGGACUUUACUGCAACAGCAGCUCGGGUUCCUGUCAGGUGCUCACCAUCGAAAAAACUCAGCUUAACUUCUGUAGCCCCACCUGCGUCGGAACCUACAAACUGACUUGCAGGAAGAUGACCGAGUGUUCAAACUGUCAUAAGUCAGUGUUGGUGUCCUGCACCAUCAUGGAGAGAGACCACAAGGGCAAAGUUCAGUUGUACUGUACUCCUUCCUGUGUGGAGCAGAGCCGACCACCCCAGCAUGCUCUUAGUGGAACUCCAUUCCCGUGCUGCCUCUGCAAAGUUUCAGCUGUUCCCCAGUACCACCUGGCCAUGGUGGACGGCACCAUACGAAACUUCUGCUCCUACAACUGCGUGUCCAUGUUCAGGAAGUUGGGUCAUGUGCCUCAGCCCGAGCUGACCAAUGGAACCUCCUCUCUCAGGGACCCUCCCAACAAAGACGCACCGAGGCCGGCACCCUCAGCCGGAGCCAGCUCAGUCCCUCCCGUUCCUCAGGAUUACCCAUCCUCAGUCCCGAGUCACCACUCCACUCAUACCUCAGUGCCCUCACUAGUGCCUCCCCCCUCAGUCACCCCCUCCCCCACGGUCCCAGGACAAGUCCAGGCCCAGUCGCCCCCCGAUGAGACCCAGAAACCAACAGCAGGCAGGUUCAGCGACACUGUUAGAGUGACCUGCCAUCAGUGCAGCAAACAGUUCAGCACAAAGCCGCUGCUGUUGAGUCACCAGGGCCGCAUCUCCGUGUUCUGCUGCAAGACGUGUUCUGAUCAGUAUAAAACCCAGAAGAACAUCGUAGCCCCGUGUGAGUCCUGCAAACAGGAGAAAGUGAUUUAUGAGAACUUCAACUACAACCAACAGGACCUGUUCUUCUGCAGCGAAAACUGUAAGCUGCUCUUUAAAGGUGAUCAUCAGUGGCGUCCGUGCACCUACUGCUCAGCCGUUGGAGACAAGAUGGUCCUCAGCCACUAUGGAGGCAAGACCGAGGAGUUCUGCAGACCCCACUGCAUGUCCCAGUUCACUGUGCUUUACUACGGGAUGGGGCGGUGCGACGGCUGCAGGAAACAGGGCUACAUGAUGGAGAAGCUGCAGUGUUUGGGUUCAGUCCGAAACUUCUGCAACAUGUCCUGCCUGCUUCAGUACUGCUACAUUCACUUUGAGAUGAGCCAACACACCAGCAGUAAUGGCACCGUUCCACAAAUGCCAUCUGCUCCGGCACAGCCUCACCUCUCCUCGAAGAUGAAUCCCGUCGUUGGCGAUGUUGUGUCCUUGGCCAACGGUUCUGCUGCUCAGCCCAGCGUGUCGGCGGACACUUCCCUCUCCGGAGCUCUACCAGCUUCCAGCGUUGAUGGAAAGAACCUGGAUCAUGCCAGUACCCAGACCGAUGCCAUGCGUGUUCCUGCGCCCCGUCGCAGACAGAUGAAGAACAAGUCAGUUCUGUGCCGACCCUUCACCCUGGACCAGGAGAGCACGUGCCAGCUGCUGACAGCGGCGUCUGAAUCAGAAGCCACACCUAGAGAGAAGGAGAAGGACAGUGUGAAGAUGGUUAUGGUUCCAGUACCGGUACCGGUACCAGUCUUUGUCCCGGUGCCUGUGAACAUCUACCCCCAGCACACGCCUGUUGCCUUGGUGAUACCGAUGCCUGUUCCGGUGCCGAUUGUUGCGUCACCAAAGGACAAGGACACGAAAGACGCAGAGGUCCAGUUUGAGAUGCUUCCUGAAGAGGAAACAAAACGGGAAAUAGUGGACGUUUCCAGCUCAGACCAGAGAUGUUCUUCUGAAGUCAUCCAGAAGGACGAGGAGGCUCCUGGAGCAGCUGACCCUCCUCAGCCUGAGUUUUCAGAGACGUUGGAUUUGCAGCCUGGGAUCAGUAAAACAGCAGAGCAUCCUCCUGCCUGCUGCACUAAGGAUCAGCCUCCAUCCUCCCCUCUGAUGGACCUGGAAGCAGACAUCCCACCUGAAUCUGUGAAUCGGAAGGUCCCUGUUCAGCAGCGAGGAGUGAAGAGACCCAGAGAUUGUUCCUACAGUCGUAAACGGGGUCGAAGACGGACCGGUCCAGCAGGACGCGGCGCUUUAGUAGCUCCAGCCACGCCCAAACUGAACCACCUGUACGGGGUCAAAGCCUGGAGGAGCUGGGUCCAGCAGCGCAACAAGGACCCACAAGAAUCCGGUAGAGUGGAUGUUAAAGACGACAUCCUUCAGUGCAACUCGGCUGAACUCAGCUUUGCUCUUUCUGACUUCAUCCGAGAAGUUCGAAGGCCAAACGGAGACGCCUACAGUCCCGACAGCAUCUUCUACCUCUGCUUGGGGAUACAGCAGUACCUGUUUGAGCAGGGUCGCAUAGAGAACAUCUUCACAGACGAGCUGUACAGCCCGUUUACCAGCGAGAUCAGUGGGAUUCUGCGGCCCUGGAGACCCAAACUGCUGCCGAGUGGUGGCGUUGUUCCCUCCCGUGUGGUGGAGUCCUACCUGUGGGAGUGUAAGCAGCUGGGAGCAUACUCGCCCAUCGUGCUGCUCAACACGCUGCUCUUCUUCUUCACCAAAACGUUCCACCUAACCACCGUGACCCAACACCAGCGCCUGUCCUUCUCCAGCCUCACUCUGAGGUCCAAACCCUGCAGCCGAGCUGGAAAAGUCACCUCCCUCGUGUACCGGGGAGGCACGGCCACAUCCGUAUCAGAACCGACAGAGCGGUUUAGGAAACGUCCAGCGGAGAACGUUGGAGAACUGGAGUUGUUGGAAAAAGCGUCCAACCCUCUGCAGUGUCCGGUCCGACUCUACGAGUUCUACCUGUCCAGAUGCCCAGAAGCUGUGAAGAAACGGGCCGACGCCUUUUACCUCCAACCAGAGAGGCGCGUCCAGACGGAAAGCCCCCACUGGUACAGCCGCCAACCGCUGGACGCCAACACGCUACAGAGCAUGCUCACACGGAUCCUGGCUGUCAGGGAGGUCCAGCAGGAAGCAGAACGGUGCCGGCGCUCGGCUGCAGCUGAUGGGGAGUGAACGGCAGACGGACUCUUUGGUGUGAGAUUAUCGGGUUUAGUGAGCUCGUCGUCUCUUUACAGAACGCACAGCACGUUUAAUAACCUCUGACUUCAUCAGGCAAGGAGACCAAAUGUUAAAAGGAACCUGGUCUUCUUUCACUCCACGUUCCAUUUGUGAAAGUUUUAUUCCAAGUGUGCACUCAAGGUCACAGGUUAUUUCACUACACUGAAAAUAUUUGGGUUUGAAAACCAGAAAUCAUCGUUUCAGCUGAAAUCUGCAGGUAAUCAGAGACGAAUCUGUCAAAAACAACGGGAAAAGGCGGGUUUUAAUGUGAUAUUCUUUUUUUUAUUCCUUCAGCAGCAGAAUGUAAACGGAUACCUUGUGCUCCACUUCAGCUCACAUGUUCAUUAGAUACUACUAGUAACAGGUUAAUAAUAAUAAUAAAUAAUAAUGCAUUGAACUUAUAUAGCGCUUUUCUACACACCCAAAGACGCUUUCACACACACAUUCACACACUGCUAGUGAUGGUAAGCUACUUGUAGCCACAGCCGCCCUGGGGAGGUCUGACAGAGGUGAGGCUGCCAUUUGGCGCCGUCGGCCCCUCUGACCACCACUAGCAAAGGCAAGUUGGGUGAAGUGUCUUGCCCAAGGACACAACAGCAGGAUACCCCUGGCGGGAGCUGGAAUCGAACCCAUGACCCUCCGAUCAUGAGGCAACCCGCUCUACCACCUGAGCUACUGCUGCCCCAAUGAGGUUGGACCUCAUUUCACCUUCAGAACCACCUUAAUUCUUGUCUUGGAUCCAACAAGGUGUCCCUCAGAGGCUCUGCUCCGUCCUGAUGUGUCACCUCCCAAAGGUUCUGGACUGAGAUCUGGUGACUGAAGGCCGCUGGAGUCCAGUGAGCUCAUGGUCAUGUUCUAGAAACCAGUUGGAGACGAUCUGAUCUUUGUGACAUGUUGCAUGAUCCUGCAGUCAGGAAAUGGGUUAGGGUUAUGGAGCUGAACUUCAGACUCGUCACACUAGGAAAGGUUUUCCAGUCUCUUCUGGUGGUCCUGUGGGAAUUGUAGCCUCAGGUUCCUGUUCUUGGGUGACAGGAGACACCUGGUGUGAUCUUCUGCUACUGGAGUCCAUCUGGAGCAGCUGGUGAGCUUCUGCAGACCUGGGUAUGAACCAGAACUGCUGAAUCCAGACAGUGAGCGCGCUCCCUCGGGAGCACUCGCAAUUCUCCUGGACCUGUCCAGGUGAAUCGCAACAAAUAUGAACGUCUGCUGAUGUGGUCGGGUUGCAGGUUUACCGGUUUGGUUUCAAAAUCUUCCAACAAGUCCGGAGAUAAAAGCUGAUCAGAUCUAAAUAUUUUCAGUGUAAAAAUAAAGUUUGUUUUAUUCGGAACUCGUGUUUUUUAAUCUGAUGCUGGUAUUCCGGGAUGGAAGCUCCCUCCAGGAAACACUUGGUUUGUAAAAUAAAGGUACAAAUUAAAUCACCCAGUUUACAUAAAAACAGACUUUAUUACCAGACGUGUCAGAAAACGGGUGAAACUCAGUGCCUCUUGUGUUUUUUUUAUAUUAUAGUGACUUUAUUCCCUGUAGGUUCAUUUCUGCCAAGAGAGAAGUUUCUCUGCUGAUCGGCUAAAUCUUCAUGCCGUUAUCGUUUAUUCCCGUUUUCAGGCAGCUGGUAGAAGCUGAGCAGCAGGCAACAAACACAAGGAAAGCUUUAACCACCUUAAACUUCCUUCUAUGGUAACAAAGAGUGAACGGGUCUUUAAACUGUGGUCUUUGUUUGUUGCCUCCACGUUCCAGAUGGGUGUUUUUAAGGCAUCGACCAAUUCCAAAAACGUCACACGUAAAUUACAUAUUGCUGAAUAUUCUCGCUGCUGAAGGGAGCCACUUCAACGAUUGGAGAGAAAAAAAAGGCCGAAAGAUGAUUGGUGACGCGUUUCAUGCAGGAAAAAAUGAUUUGCUGUUAAGAAUCAAAAGAAACUGAUGGACAUGAAGUCAAAACAGAAUAAAAAGCACAAUAAAAGUAAA